Messenger RNA from Polypterus senegalus (gray bichir), 7499 nucleotides. RefSeq names its product contactin-associated protein-like 5. Bases 207 to 4151 code for a protein of 1314 amino acids. The transcript is spliced from 24 exons. NCBI's taxonomy places the organism in Eukaryota, Metazoa, Chordata, Cladistia, Polypteriformes, Polypteridae. The record is from RefSeq and is a predicted model, not a curated record.
AGUCAGACUAGUUCUCCGUUCCCAACAAGAAAACUCGGAGAAAGCCGCUACCUCUUUAAGAGCCACUGUGAGGGGAGUGUCUUAAUUGUUAUAUCAACCACUGCCCUGGCUCCUGAGUAAAGUGCAGAAAUCAGUCCUACGGACAGCGAAACAGUGGAAAUUCUGGACAUACUUUGUACCAAACGGAUUACCUUAUUCCGGAUAAUAUGUACUCGUGGGUGGGGAAGAUGGAAUCUGACUACUCGCUUUGCAUCUUCAGCCUCGUGGUGUUCGGUGUCUGCAGCCUUGCACCUGCAGCUAACAUCUAUAAUUGUGAUGAUGCCCUGGUAUCAGCAUUGCCCCGGACAUCUUUUGAAGGCUCAUCUGAAUUCUCCAGUAGCCACUCUGCACAUUUUGCGAAGCUUAACAGAAGAGAGGGAGCAGGUGGCUGGUCCCCCUUGGAAUCUGACAAACACCAGUGGUUGCAGAUUGACCUUCGGGAAAGGAUGGAAGUGUCAGGAAUCGCUGUACAGGGUCGUCAUGGAAGUUCUGACUGGGUUACUAGCUUUCUCCUGAUGUUCAGUGACACUGAUAGUGGCUGGAAACAGUAUCAACAGGACGACAGCCUCUGGGAUUUACCGGGGAACAGUGAUGCAGAUGGGGUUGUGCAUUAUAAAUUCCCACAGUCAAUUAAGACCAGGUUCCUGAAAUUUAUACCUCUGGAAUGGAGUCCUGGUGGUGGAAUUGGGAUGAGAGUUGAAGUUUAUGGUUGUACAUACAAAUCCGAUGUGGCAGACUUUGAUGGAAGAAGUUCUCUGCUGUACCGGUUUAACCAGAAGUCCAUGAGCACAGUCAAAGAUGUUAUCUCUCUAAAGUUCAAGAGCAAACACAGUGAAGGAGUCUUGGUACAUGGAGAGGGUCAGCGAGGUGACUAUAUCACCCUGGAACUGCAUCGAGGAGCACUUGCCCUACACAUCAAUCUGGAUGAUGCAAAGCUACAAUCAAGUGCCAGCCAUCUAUCAGUGACACUCGGAAGCCUUCUGGAUGAUCAGCACUGGCAUUCUGUUCUGAUUGAGCGUUUCAAUAAACAGAUAAAUUUUACUGUGGACAAACACACUCAGCACUUUCGUACCAAAGGCAGCUGCGACUCACUAGAAAUUGAUUAUGAGCUAAGUUUUGGUGGUAUCCCUCUCCCAGGAAAACCAGGAACCUUUCUACGAAAGAACUUCCAUGGCUGUAUAGAAAACCUUUAUUACAAUGGAGUUAAUAUUAUUGAUCUGGCCAAGAGGCGUAAACCACAAAUCUACACAGUGGGCAAUGUGACAUUUUCCUGUUCAAAUCCCCGGAUUACACCUGUGACAUUCCUCAGCCAGGCCAGCAGCUACCUGCUGCUACCUAGCGAGUCUCUGCCAGAAGGCCUGACAGUCCGCUUCCAGUUUCGCACUUGGAAUCGGGAUGGACUGUUGCUUCACACGCAUGUACUACCAAAAUCAGAAACUUUACUUCUCUACCUCAGCAGUGGCAGGCUGAAACUCACUCACCAGAAAUCAGUGCUUGACAAAAUGGAAAUCACUGCGGGCCAUGGCCUGGGUGAUGGACUUUGGCAUACUGUAAGCCUGAGCACUCGAGGAUUUCAGAUCUCCGUAAGGCUUGACAAUGACAUGCCCAACGUGCUGGAAUCUAACUCUGUAAUUGGCUCUGGAGACAGUUUUUUCUUUGGAGGAUGCCCUGCUACCCUCAAUGACCUGAACUGCAGAAGUCCAACUCUAGCUUUCCAAGGUUGCAUGCGCCUGAUAUUCAUCAACAACCAGCCCAUAAAUUUUUUUCAAGUGCAGCAAGGCCUGCUAGGAAAUUUCAGCGACUUACAAAUUGAUGCAUGCGGCAUCAGAGACAGGUGUCUGCCAAACUACUGUGAGCAUGGAGGCCAAUGUUCCCAGUCAUGGAGCACCUUCCACUGUGAUUGCUCAGGCACUGGCUAUACUGGAGCAACAUGUCAUAACUCUAUUUAUGAACCUUCUUGUGAGGCCUAUAGGCAUACAGGAAGUACAUCUGGUUACUUCUCAAUUGACUCAGAUGGAAGUGGGCCUCUGGGUCCAACUCUGGUGUACUGCAAUAUAACAGAAGACAAAGUCUGGACUGUAAUGAAUCACCACAACAUGGCAUUUACCAGAGUUCAGGGAUCCAACCCAGAGAGGCCGUAUACCAUGCAGUUUAACUACAGUACAAGUCGGGAGCAGCUACAGGCUGUGGUGUCAGCAGCUGAACACUGUGAACAGGAGAUCAUGUACCGCUGCUGGAAAUCCCGUCUGCUUAAUACACAAGAUGGUUCUCCAUUUUCAUGGUGGAUAGGCAGGACCAGUGAGAAGCAGACCUACUGGAGUGGUUCCUCGCCUGGAAUCCUACAGUGCGAGUGUGGCCUGGAAGAGAACUGCAUUGACAUGAAUUAUUUCUGCAACUGUGAUGCUGACAGAGAGGAAUGGGCUACUGAUGCAGGACUCCUUACAUAUAAAGAACAUUUACCAGUAAGCCAAAUUGCGAUCGGUGAUACAGACAGGCCAGACUCUGAAGCUUUCUAUCGAGUUGGACCUCUGAAAUGUUAUGGUGACAGAAACUUUUGGAAUUCUGCUUCAUUUAACAAGGAGGCAUCUUACCUUAAUUUCCCAACAUUCCAUGCAGAAUUAAGUGCUGACAUAUCUUUUUACUUUAAAACUACGUCGGACUCUGGCAUCUUCCUGGAAAACCUUGGAACCAAAGACUUUAUAAGGAUCGAGUUAAGCUCUCCAGUAGAGGUGACAUUCUCCUUUGAUGUUGGCAAUGGCGCAGUCCAGCUCACUGUCAAAUCACCAAACCCUCUGAAUGACAAGCAGUGGCAUUAUGUGAAAGCUGAAAGGAACACCAAGGAGGCAUCACUCCAAGUUGAUCAGCUUCCCAUCAAGUUUAAGGAGGCCCCUGCAGAUGGGCACUUAAGACUUCAACUGACCAGCCAGCUGUUUGUAGGUGGUACUAUAUCAAGACAAAAAGGAUUUUUGGGCUGCAUUCGAUCUCUCAUGUUGAAUGGUUUGACUCUUAACUUGGAAGAACGGGCAAAGAUGACCCCAGGAGUACGUCCAGGUUGCCCCGGUCACUGUAGCAGUUAUAGCAGUUUCUGCCAGAAUGGAGGGAAAUGUACUGAAAAAUACAAUGGCUAUUCUUGUGAUUGUACAUACUCUGCAUAUGUUGGUCCCUUUUGUAAAAAAGAAGUAUCUGCUUUAUUUGAAGCCGACUCUUCAGUAACUUUGACAUUCCAAGAGCCUUCCUUAGACAAGUGGAACAAAAGUACUCAGUCGUCAUUAAUCUUUUCGGAAACUAGCAAAUCUCGGGAAAGCAUCAGCUUCAGCUUCUUGACAGCACGCACUCCAGCCAUGCUGUUCUUUUUAAACACAUAUCACCAAGAGUACAUGGCAGUUAUUCUGUCCAGGAAUGGGAGCUUGCAGAUCUGGUACAGACUAAAUAAACUGAAGGAGCCAGACAUCUUUUUUACAAACACCGUCAACCUGGCAAAUGCACAGGUUCACCAAGUUCAGAUUAACCGAGAAGGCAGAGACAUUUAUGUACAGAUUGAUCAAAAUGUAAAUACAAGAUACACUCUCUCCUCCGACUCUGAAUUGACAGCAAUAAAAUCCCUGACCCUGGGCAAAACCACAGGCAGUCCCAGUAUGGACCGUGAGGUAAUGUUUGCAGGAAUGCAGGGCUUCAUUGGCUGUCUUUCAUCUGUCCAGUUUAAUCAAAUUGCUCCUCUGAAGGCAGCGUUGCACCAACAAGCAGGUGCCCUUGUGACCGUGAAAGGCCAUUUGUUGGAAUCAAACUGUGGCUCGUCGAUACCUGCUGACCUGAACACAUUCACAACCACACAUUCCUUAUCAGAUCAUUCAGAAAAAGCUGACAAUGAAAGAGAACCACUCAUGAAUGCAAUACAGAGUGACUCAGCGGUCAUAGGAGGUGUAAUUGCUGUGGUGAUUUUCAUCACAUUCUGCAUUAUUGCAGUCAUGACACGCUUCUUACACUUACAAAGAAACAUGCACCAGGCCGUUUCAAAAGAUAAGGAACAUCGAGAAGGUCUUGAGCGAGCAUUGCGGAAUGAUGUGGAUCUACAAAGCACUGCAGGAUGCAAUAAGAAGGAAUAUUUCAUCUGACUACGUCUGCAAAUGUUAGUCGUCACCCUUCGGUUCCCUGUUAAUUUGCCUGCUCCAACAAUGAUGCAGGAUCCUGUGAAACAGUGUGGGUAUCCUCUUGAAAUCUGCAAGAGUGCCAGAAACAUUGCCUGCUCUGACGGAUGCUUUUUUUAGUUGUUGGUUAGAGGAAACACAAGAAACCCACCUGUCAGGAUGUUCUACCACAUGUAGAAUAGAGAGAAGGAGAGACAGAUAGGAACAGUCCCAUCUCCAAAGUGCAACACUAUGACAAUAGCAGAGUAAAAGGGGAAAAUAAGAUGCUGCAAGAGCUUGUGAAUGGAUUUCAGGGGUCUUACUUCCUUCCUUUUUUAAUUUCUUUUUCUUUCUGUGACGCAAAGAGAAGAAAGAUCAAACCCGACAAUGCAAACUGAAAAGGCAGUGCCAUCUCAAAGCAUGCCGAGCCUUUGAUGUUUUCAUUCACUUUAAAUGCAAGUAAAGACACAGUGGAAAACAACACUAACUAAACUAAAUUGAUUCUUUGCACAUUUGUGUGUUAAAAUACCGUGUCUCUGUGUCAACAGAGGCUAAAUAACAAUUGACAGGUUAAAUGUUUCCAUGCUCUGAGUGAUUUUUACAUUGCUGUGCAGGCAGUGUGCAAUCCCAUUUUCUACCUUAACAUGCAGCGAUGGGGUUAAAAUCUCUAUGAAGAAAUUAGUCGAAAAACUAUUUGAUUAUAAAGAUUUAAUGUCCAAAAGUGCCUCAUGGAAAUAGUUUUUUUUUUCUUUUUUUAAAGUGAUAAUUUACAGAAAUGUGCUAAUAUGACCAAAAAAAAAGUUGUUUGGCGCCUACUUUUUUGUUUUUUUUUAUCACAGACUUAAUUUAGUUGACAGUGAUAUACUGUAAUGUUAUACUCAGCUGUUGCUUUCUCAAAUGAAUGCAGGACUGGAUGUGCUCAGUAAUCUUUUAUAAAGCUUAAUCACAAAUCAAAGCAUUUUUAAUUUUAUAUGCACAAAACCCAAAAAUACUGAAAUGUCUUGAAGACUAAUAUAUAUCCCAACAUUAAGUUCCAUCCAUUUGCCAAACCUGUGUUGGAUAUACACCAUGGGUAUUGCAAUGUCACAGUACUUUAUGAUUGAACUCAUCCAUUCAUUUUAUCCCUGUCAUUAAUUACUUCAACCAGUACAAGGUCACAGUGGGCCAAAUCCAACAGUCCAACUGGCGUAAAGAAGGCAGAGCCACUUUGUCUGUUAUGGAAAAGCCAACAGUCAAAAAUAAUAUGAUGAAAGAUAAAUAUAAGCUUUUAAUUAGAAAAUAUAGCAGCAAUUUUAUUCAGUGAGUCGAUCUUAAAUUUAUAAAAAGACUUUUACAGCAAGCAGUGAACAUUACAAAGGAGCAAGUAGUAAGAGGGAUAAGAAAAAUAAAAAAACCUUCACUAUUACAAUACAACAGCAUAUGGAGAAGGUCUGAAUGAAACAGUGUUCUGAAUGUGCAAUAGUAGAAUGGAAAGUAGAUAAUACUGCACAGCAGAAAUGACAAGUUAUAUACAGGAUUUAGUCGUUCUAAAAGGUGAAUCUUCAGUCUUGGGGUGAGCGUUAGGACCAACUUCAGCAGCAGACUUGGCCAGGGAGGUCUAGAAAGUAGUUGCCAAAAAAGCUGAAUUACACAAGACUUGCAUAUCAAAGUUUUUAAACUGCAGAGUUAAAUUUCUGAUUUUGGAAAUUGUAAAUGGGACACAACAUGCAGAAGUUAAUGUGAGGUGUUGGAGGUUACAACUCUGUUAAUCUGCAGCAACUCAGUUCUAGAACAGACAGGAAGCCAUUGCAGUUUAGCCAAUAGAGUUGUGAUUUAGUCAUUGUGCGUACUCCAGUUCAAGACUUCAUCAGCAGCAUUCUGAAUUACUUUUAUUCUAUUUGUUAUUUCUGUGGGAAUACAAUUACAAAGAUAACUACAGUAGUUGAACCCAACAGUAAUGAUGACAUAAAUAGAUACAUUUAUUAAUGAAUUGGAGAUGUAGAUACGAAUUUUGAUUAUAGGUUAGUGCUGACACGAUCAAAGGCACACUGCAACUGACACAUAAUAUUCAAAGUUCAAAUAUGAUUCUUAGGCUAGUCUGUAAGGAUUUGACAUUGAGUACAGGCAAACUUAACAAGAUUUGAAAGUGUUUGUGAAAGAGAAACACUUCUUUUAUUUAGUUAGUUUAGUAAGUUUGUUAUGGAGGGGAUUGUCACAUACAAUAGAGCUGCAUAUCAUCAACAUCCACAUGUUGUUCUUUUGAAACUUUAGGUGAUCUAGCAAAAUCAUACAUGCAUUGAAAGAAAGGCACUAUGCCCAGCAGGCACGAGAUUUCAGAGGGUGACUGGAAGACAAGGACAUAGUCAAAAAAACCUCCAAGAAUCGCAAGACAAAAGUCAGAAAUACUGCAGAGGGUUCAAAAACCAGAGAAACAAAACAAAGAACAUUUUCAAAAAGGUUUGAAGAUUUUUGGGAUCUCUGUAGUCCGAUGAGGAAGUGUAUCUCUUAGCUGAGGUUUUAUCGCGUUGCGUUUUUAUUGACCGGUCAAGACCUCUGAUGACAUGCCCACUUUGGGAUGGUCAUAGCAACACAAAUCAACAAUUGUGCUGUCAAAAUGGUGGCUAUGUAACGGCCCAAAUAAAAGCCAUGAGUAUAUUUAAAAAAAAAUGAAAGCAACAGAUUCAUUAGGAUAUAAAACCCCCAACAGAUUCAAAACAUAUUCAGAAUAGGAUACCCUGACAGAAGGAAAGCAAGUGCAGAACUUUCAGAAACACCCCAGAAAUGUGAAAGCAGGUAACUGGAUUAAUCUCCAGAGAACACAUGUUGGAGAAGUGGUGGUAGGUUCAGUUCAGGCUAGAACUGCCCUUCAGGAGUGGCAAGAGGAUGUUAUGGUCAACGGAAAGUGUGCAGUAAUGGCGGGCAGGUAUCUAGCAGUAAAAACCAACGAGUUACGUUGUCCACUGUUGCUGCACAUUUGGAUAUCAGUUAUGGAUCUGCACAUGCCAUAGAGCAUGAUGGCUUGGGGUAUCAUAAAAUUUCUGCAGGCAGCUGUCUGUGUUUGUCCAUCUGCAUUGUCUAACCCGCAGUUGACGUAUGUCUGAUUGGUCAUUGCAAUGUGCUUCACCCUCAGCAGAUGUUACCACUGUUCCUGGACCACUAUUCACUAUUUGUGACCACUAUAGUGACCACUAUUCACUAUUUGUGAAAAGAAGUCAAGGCCAUAUUAUUUUGUUGGGUAGCUCGCACCUCCGAUUUUUUGCUACAAGAGCAUAUAUCACAUCUUUAACUCUCAAACAAGAACAAGUUCAAAGGUCAAGGCCCUGUGGUUCAUCAGUUUGUGCAUGACAAAUGGACAAC